CUUUAUUAUUCCAUAAUAAGUCCAUCCACCGCUUCCACAACUAUCACUAGGUUACUCACUCUUCUCGUUGUUUCUGAAUAAUCAUAGUAGUCGUUUGGAGGCAAAAUUGAAAUGGAUAUUAAGAUCGUUUCAGCCAUCACUCGUUUGGCAAACUACAUGCCAUUGGGGUCCUAUGUCAUCUACACCGCUCUAGAGACCUAUUCUUUCUCAUUGGGUGCAACGCCUGCGCCAGUGACAACCAUUGUCCAAACACCAGCUGCGAACUAUACAUGUUACUACUAUCCAGGAACAUCAUUUACAUACAGGACUUGUACAGACGAUCAAUCCAAUGCCCUCAAGAUUUCAUUAGCAAUUGGAUUUUUCCUUGCUGUCUUUCUAUCCUUCUUGAAGCAGAUACCCAAAAAUGGGACACCGCCUUUGGCUCCCAAAGAUGAAGAGAAGGAAAAAGAGGAGGAGGAUGACCAAGGUGUAGGAGGUGGAGAAGCAAACAAUCCUAUCAGGCAGAAAAAACAACAAAAGGGGUCAUCAAAGAAGACGAGAAAGUAUCGUCGGGGUGUACUAUAUGCAGAAGGAAACAUUUACUAUCUUGAUUUUGGCGACCAUCAUAUUUGGGGUCAUGCCGCUUUAUCGUUUGUCGCAUUCGGAACACUAUCCUUGUUCUCUGCUUCUGUCAGCCAAUGUCUAUUCCCAAAGGUCCGCUCUUGGAUUUUUGUCUUCACACAGGUGGUCCUUUUAGUCAUUUGUUGUUUUAUUGCCAUGUUCUGGAUCGAUGAUCCCACUCUCUCUAUCGGCCUUAUGGUUGUCCCUACUACUGAUGAUCACUCUACCCAAACCGGUAAUGACAGCGCUCGUCCUGGCACUGGUAGCGGCAAUGGAAGUUCCAAUCCUGCAAAUUCAAUAACAACAGCACCUGUGGCGACCUUUAAUGCGAGCACCAGCACAACAGCACUUCCGAUGACAUCAUUCCGAGUUUCCAAGGAUCAUUUAUCCACAACCUCGGGCCUUGCAAAUAUUGCUCUCACCGACACAUCCUUGAAUUCACCCAUGAGCAUGUCCUCAACCUCUGGAUUUUCAAAUGCCAGUUCAACUACAACUCUAGCCUAUGGAAGUGGAGGCACGGGUAUCGUUGGAACGACGCCUACCACUCGCAUGAAUCUUGUAACCAAAGGACGUGCACCGACCAUGUCCUCUGUCAAUGAGAAAGAGGGACAGGAAUCUAUGGAUGAGAAAGCCUCGCAACCUAACCAUGGCCCUGAUCUCAAUUUCGACUGUAAUCAUAUUCAUCACCAUCAUAACCAUCAUCACGAUCAGCAACAGCAGCAAAGGAAUGAUUUGAUAUCCACGACAAGUCCUGUAUCUGGACUAUCACCCUUGUCUGAAAGCCGAGUACGAGUAGAGGAAGCAAAAGAUCAUUUGUCGCUCAAGAUGGAUGAGGCAUAAGUUGACCCAGUGAGCAUGAAUAGACUGCCAUUUCGAGAACAUACGACCUUUACUAUAAGAGUCUUUAUUUCAAUCUAUCCAUAUUGUAUGUAGAACGCUUCUCUUUUUGUCUUUUUUCGUUUGUUUCUAUAUUCACAACCAAGACACCAAAUAUAUGUAUAUAUGUAUAUAAAAAAAAACUGUAUAUUACUCAAAAUUGGAUCCAAAAAAAGGGAACAUUAGAGCUUUUUUUUUUUUUUUUUUUU
Lobosporangium transversale is the source of this 1685-nucleotide messenger RNA. RefSeq lists its product as hypothetical. The transcript has 5 exons. Bases 112 to 1440 code for a protein of 442 amino acids. The record is from RefSeq and is a predicted model, not a curated record. Lineage: Eukaryota; Fungi; Mortierellomycota; Mortierellomycetes; Mortierellales; Mortierellaceae.